GUAGUCCUCAACUCGCACGUCCUUACGGCCUUCCACUCUCCAUCUCCAAAGCAAAGGCCAGCUUUGCUGUUAAUUAAUGGCGCUCUCCUUUCCAUUUCCCUCCAAACCCCGUUUUCCCCUCCAUUUCCACUCGCUUCCUCCUACCAACAAAUCCCCACCCCCUUCCUUUUUCCUCCACUGCUCAAAAUCUUCUUUUUCUGAGAAUUCCGACGAUGGUGAAAAAGACGGCCAAACCGAGGUGCCCAAGAGGCUCUCCAAGCAGUCCUCGUGGGAAGCUAAGGACUCGGAGGGGAAGGACUAUCUCUACAGGCUCGGUAAAGAGGCUGAUAACAUGAAUAUCGCGGUCGGAGCUCGGGCUGGCGUCAUCGAUGACCUCUUUGCCGGCAAUUUUCUUGGACGAGACUCGGAUAUUGUGUUCGAUUACCGCCAGAAAGUGACGAGGUCGUUUCAGUACCUUCAAGGCGAUUACUAUAUCGCUCCUCUCUUCAUGGAUAAAGUUGUAACCCACAUUGUAAAGAACUACAUGGCUGAUCUUCUCAAUACAAAGGUUCCUUUGAUCCUUGGAAUUUGGGGGGGAAAAGGACAAGGAAAAUCUUUUCAAACUGAACUUAUAUUCCAAGCCAUGGGAAUUGAACCUGUCAUUUUGUCUGCUGGAGAGCUGGAAUCUGAAAGAGCUGGAGAACCAGGAAAAUUGAUACGUGAGCGCUAUAGAACAGCAUCUCAAGUGGUCCAGAACCAAGGCAAGAUGAGCUGCUUGAUGAUCAAUGAUAUUGAUGCUGGCAUUGGUAGAUUUGGAAACACUCAAAUGACUGUCAACAAUCAAAUUGUUGUUGGAACACUGAUGAAUCUGUCAGAUAAUCCUACAAAAGUGAGUAUUGGACAAGAUUGGCGUGACUCAGAUGUCACAAAUAGAAUUCCCAUCAUUUUUACAGGGAAUGACUUUUCAACUCUUUAUGCUCCCUUGAUUCGUGAUGGGAGGAUGGAAAAGUUUUACUGGCAGCCUAACCGUGAAGAUAUUGUCAAUAUUGUGCAUCAAAUGUAUAAGAAAGAUGGCAUUUCUAGGGAUGAUGUUAUCAGAAUAGUGGACAAAUUUCCCAAUCAAGCUUUGGAUUUUUAUGGAGCUCUUAGGUCUCGAACAUAUGACCAGUCAAUCUCAAAGUGGAUUGAUGAGAUUGGAGGCGUUGAAAAACUUGGGGACAAACUUCUCAAACGAAAAAAGAAUGAAAAACUACCCACAUUCACUCCCCCAAAGCAAACGAUAGAGGCUUUACUGGAAUCAGGGUAUUCUCUCCUCAAAGAACAGCAGCUUGUCAUGGAUACUAAACUCUCGAAAGCAUACAUGAAGAACAUUGGUGACUAGAAAGUGAGGCUUUGUUGAAUUUUCGUAACGUUACAGCUUCCGUGUGUUCAAUGCUAUUGACUUUGUGUUUGUUUAAAUGGAACUGUUGAGAUU
Molecule: messenger RNA, 1453 nt
Organism: Juglans microcarpa x Juglans regia
Lineage: Eukaryota; Viridiplantae; Streptophyta; Magnoliopsida; Fagales; Juglandaceae
Product: ribulose bisphosphate carboxylase/oxygenase activase, chloroplastic
Exons: 12
Coding region: 77-1360 (427 amino acids)
Molecular function (GO): ATP hydrolysis activity; ATP binding
Source: RefSeq, a predicted model, not a curated record